This is a messenger RNA of Diversispora eburnea, 558 nucleotides long. Lineage: Eukaryota; Fungi; Glomeromycota; Glomeromycetes; Diversisporales; Diversisporaceae. The record is from the annotation of a GenBank genome assembly.
AUGAAACGACAAAUAUCAGAAUUAUCUGAAGUUCCUCGAAAGAGAAUUUUCAUUAAAAGAUCCAAGGAUGUUCAAGAAAGAAUAAACGAGGAGAGAAGGAUGGCAAUAGAUAAAGCUAACGAAAUUCUUCGGCCUUUGUUUAAUGCAAGGAAAAAUAAGGUGACUUUUGCCAUGCCACCUCCGAUUUCGGAAGUUCUAAUUAUAAAAAGGAGACCGGAGGAAUCUGAAGUUCCUCAGAAAAGAUCCAUCAUUAAGAGGUCUAAGAAUAUCAAGGAAAGAAAAAAUGAGGAGAGAAAAAGGGUGGUUGAAAAAGAUAACGAAAUUCUUCAGCCUUCAUUUAAUGCAAGAAAAAAGAAGGUGACCUUUGCUACUCCUAUUUCAGAUGUUCGCAUUAUACAAAGGGAAGGAAGAAAAGAUAAAGGUGUAGAGGAGGAUGAGAAGCCUUUAAUGGAAGUAAAAGAUUCAAUGGAUGCGAUGGAAUUGGUGGAGUUAAAGAUCCCACAAAUCUCAAUGAUCCCCAUUAAGAAAAGAAAUUUUACGGAAAGAAAAAGAAAAUAA